AUGUUACCAUUACUUGUUCGUUUACCAACUAUGCGUUUGGGUUCAUCAUUAUCACUUCAAGUGAUGAGACGAUCCCAAUCGAUUGCUGUUAAUUCAAGAGCAGCAAAUCGUCAACAACAAGCACUUAUUCGAGGAGGAAUAGCUAUUGUUGCUAUCGGUGGCGCUGGAUACUUACUUAAUAAAGUUCUUAAUAGUCCAGUUGGUACUGUACCAGGUGCUGUGACACAAUCAAAACAAGUAUCUUUUGCUGAUGCAGUCGAAGCAAAUCGACCCUUUUCUCCUGUUGUUAAAGAACAUUUACGUUCAACUUAUGCACAUUUUGCUGGUGGUCUUGCACUGACAGGAACAUUUGCAUAUAUUUUUCAUCGAAAUGGAUGGUCAACACGAUUGAUGAUGAUGAACAAAUGGGCAUAUAUCGGUGUAACGCUAGUGGGUACUAUUGGUUCUAUGAUUGCAACCCAAGCUAUUGAUGAUCAACAAAAUCCUGGACUUAAAUAUGCAACAUGGACACUAUUUAAUGGUCUUAUGGGUCUUUCAUUAGCACCUAUUUGUUUCAUGCAACCUGCUUUAAUCGCUCGUGCUGCUCUUAUGACCACUGGUAUUGUUGGUUCAAUUAGUGCUGUUGGUAUGACAGCAAGACGUGAACAAUAUUUGUGGAUAGGUGCUCCACUCAUGGCUGGUCUUGGUGCCGUUGUAUGUGCUUCUAUGGGAUCUCUUAUCCUGCCAGUAACUUUUGUUCGUACUUUAUCAGUUUUCGAGAAUGUUUCUCUUUAUGGUGGACUUGUUGUCUUCUCUGGUUUAGUUUUAUGGGAUACUAAAAAGAUUAUUGCACAUGCAGAACAAGCUCAUAGUACAAAACAAUUAUCGCCAAUUAAUGAUGCACUUGGAAUAUAUCUUGAUUUUAUCAAUAUAUUCAUUAGAAUUCUUACAAUUAUGGAGAAGAAUCGAAAAAAAUAG
Molecule: messenger RNA, 957 nt
Organism: Adineta steineri
Lineage: Eukaryota; Metazoa; Rotifera; Eurotatoria; Adinetida; Adinetidae
Source: the annotation of a GenBank genome assembly